Messenger RNA from Brassica napus (rape), 1143 nucleotides. Its product is annotated as protein SLOW GREEN 1, chloroplastic-like. Lineage: Eukaryota; Viridiplantae; Streptophyta; Magnoliopsida; Brassicales; Brassicaceae. Gene Ontology annotation, molecular function: protein binding. The record is from RefSeq and is a predicted model, not a curated record. The coding region runs from base 81 to 1022 and encodes 313 amino acids. Gene Ontology annotation, cellular component: chloroplast thylakoid membrane. The transcript has a single exon.
GCUUUAGUACAGUGUCUUCUUCUCCCCCAUCUUUUAAUCUCAUCGCCGUCGUUAGGGUUUUUAUCCUCGGAGCCUAAACCAUGGCGUCUCUCGCCAAAUUCCACUACUCUGACCAACCAUUCCACCUCAAGCUCAACAACGGUCAGAGAAGCUUUCAACCAAAACCUACUUCAUACCGAAUCCUCCAGAAGCCUCCUCCCUCUCGCGCCAUUAGAGCUUCUGCAUCUUCACCUAAACCCUCUUUCCUCAAAUCAACCUGCGUUACUCUCACCACAGCCGCCGCUCUCUUCUCCGCCUCCCUACACCUCUCCGCCAAACCCGCCGCCGCAACCCCCAUCGCACCUCCUCCACCGUCAUCCACAGAAUCAAUCGAAUCGGACCAAGAAUCAUCCCUCGAGAAGCACCUCGCCACCAACCCAAACGACUCGGAAGCUCUCCAAUCCCUAAUGAAAAUCAAACUCCAAUCCAAAAACCUCGACCAAGCGUUAGAGAUUCUCAACCGCCUGAUCUCUCUCGAUCCCGAGGAGCAGGAGUGGCGGAUCCUGAAAGCUCAGGUGCAAACCUACGGCGGCGAUUUCGACUCCGCCACGAAAGGAUUCGAGGAGAUUCUCGCCAAGGAUCCGCUCCGCGUCGAGGCUUACCACGGCCUCGUGAUGGCCUACUCCGAAUCGGAAUCAAAACUCUCGGAGCUCGAGGGGAGAAUCGGCGAAGCGAUCGAGAGGUGCAAGAGGGAGGACAAGAAGAAGGAUUUUCGCGAUUUUAUGCUUUUGAUUGCGCAGAUUAGGGUUAUGGAAGGGAACCCGAGCGAGGCGCUAAGGGUUUAUGAGGAGCUGGUGAAGGAUGAGCCGAGGGACUUUAGGCCGUAUCUGUGUCAGGGUUUGAUUUAUACGUUGUUGAAGAAGAAGGACGAGGCGGAGAAGCAGUUUGAGCAGUUUAGGAGGUUGGUUCCUGAGAAUCAUCCGUAUAAAGAGUAUUUUGAUUCUAAUAUGCUUAAUACCAACAAGCUUUUCGCUAAGAGUUAAGGUGAGGAGAGGCUUUGAGAUUUUGAGUUUUGUUGGAUGAUUUAGUUAUGUUUGGGUUGUAGUUUGUACUUCAUCACUCAAAAAUUGUCAUCAUCGAGUUGAAAGACUACAUCUUUUGUUA